AUGCUUCAGUCGGUUAAGAAGACGUUUGCAGGGGGUCGGAAAAAGCAGGGUAAGUCAGACGCAGCGUCGCACGAUGCAGGCAAUGCAGCAGCGGCGCCAGCAGCGGCGGGUGGCAUUGCUCGGUCGGGCUCGGGGAAGCUUGCAUCAGGGGGAGCGAACGCCGGAAAGGCGGGAGGCCCGCAUCCGCCUCCUGGCGUCGCGAAUCCAACGGCUCCCGUUCGUCGCGACCCCAACGAAGUGAUCGCGCAGGCGAACGCGUCGCCUUUCGCGGAGCCGCUGCCGCUGUUUAGAGACGUGGGUCCGCAGGAAAAGCAGGCUUUAUUCAUUCGGAAGCUGCAUCUCUGCACUUACCUCUUCGAUUUCAACGACCCCAUGAAAAACGUUAAGGAGAAGGAGAUUAAGCGGCAAACGCUGCUGGAACUAGUCGACUACGUUAAUUCCGGAACCGGGAAAUUCAACGAGGCUGUUUUCGAAGACAUCACGCGCAUGCUGGAGAUUAAUCUCUUCCGGCCGUUACCGCCGUCCGCGCACGAGAUGUCCGGGUCGGAAUCGUUCGACCCGGAGGAGGAAGAGCCGACUAUGGAAGCUGCGUGGCCGCACCUGCAAAUAGUCUACGAGUUCCUGCUUAGGUAUGUCGUUUCUAACGAGACCGACGCGAAGGUGGCGAAGCGCUACGUGGACCAGAAGUUCAUCUUAAAGCUGCUGAACCUGUUCGACUCAGAGGACCCUCGCGAGCGGGACUAUUUGAAGACUAUUCUGCACCGGAUUUACGGGAAAUUCAUGGUGCACCGGCCGUUCAUUCGCAAGGCGAUCAACAACAUAUUCUACCGGUUUAUCUACGAGUCGGAGCGGCACAACGGCAUCGCGGAGCUGCUGGAGAUUCUAGGGAGCAUUAUUAACGGGUUCGCGCUGCCGCUUAAGGAGGAGCAUAAGUUGUUCCUGGUCCGCGCGCUGGUUCCCCUGCACAAGCCUAAGUGCGUGUCGAUGUACCACCAGCAGCUGUCGUACUGCAUCACUCAGUUUGUGGAAAAAGACCCGAAGCUCGCGGAUUUGGUGCUGCGCGGGUUGCUUAAGUUCUGGCCCUUAACUAACAGCCAGAAAGAGGUGCUGUUCCUGGGGGAGUUGGAGGAGAUUCUGGAGCUGACGCAGGCGCCCGAGUUUCAGAUGGUCAUGACGCCGCUGUUCCAGCAGAUCGCGCGCUGCCUCAGCUCCUCACACUUCCAGGUGGCUGAGAGGACGCUGUUCCUGUGGAACAACGACUACAUCGUCACGCUCGUGGCUCAGAACCGCUCCACUAUCCUGCCGCUCAUCUUCGCUGCUCUCGAGCGCAACGCCAGAAGCCACUGGAACCAGGCGGUGAACGGGCUGACCAUCAACGUGCGCAAGAUGUUUCUCGAGAUGGACCAGCCGCUCUACGACGAGUGCCAGCGCCAGUUCCUGGAGGAGGAGGGCCGCGCUGCUGACGUGGAGGAGCUACGCGCCGCCACGUGGCAGCGCCUGGAAGAAGCGGCAGUCACGGGAGGGGUAGGGGGAGGCGGGUUCGGUGGAGGGUUGCAAGCGGGCAUGGAUGUGGAUAGCAGAGAAGGCCGGUCGCAAGACUAUGAAAACAAUUUAGGAUGA
Molecule: messenger RNA, 1620 nt
Organism: Closterium sp. Naga37s-1
Lineage: Eukaryota; Viridiplantae; Streptophyta; Zygnematophyceae; Desmidiales; Closteriaceae
Source: the annotation of a GenBank genome assembly